UGAAAUCAUCAUAAUUUUUCAUUGUACCUAUCAAAUUCACCAAAAUAUAUCUACCUAACUAUAUACCUAUCAAUAUCACCAAAGAAUUUGUAUUAGUGCUAAGUUUGCAUAUUACCUCUUUAUAACACUGGAGUAAUGUAAUAUAUUAAAUUCUCUAGGAUGUCAAAGUUUUGUCAAGUUUUAGUGUAAUAAUGUCUCAUAUUAGCUCUUUAGAGCAUUUAUAUUGAAAACUUUCAAAAGCUACUAGCAUUAUAUAAGUAUAUUUAACAGAAAUGAACACAUCCAUUAGUCAUAUUACAAAUUCAAAUUUAGUUCGAGACAUACAAGCAUAUCGUGUUGAUUCCAGGGCACCUCUCUUAGUGUUUCGCUUGUCAACGCUGGUGCUGUUGGCUGCUCUCCUGACGCUGCACCUCCGCUCCAUGAGAGUAUUCCGCUGGGAGCACUCUGUGUCUGGGGGAGUGCUGGUCACGUUUGUUGUGGCCGAGCUAGGGCUAGUUCUGUGCGCUGGCACCCCGCACUGUAGCAGCCGUUCUCUGCAGGUGUACGUGUGCAGCAUGGGCGCGGCGCUGAUGGCGGUGAACUCUGUCGUCAUCCUGCAGCGCUGGCACUCCGCGGGACAAUUGACGCGCGUCGUUGCUGAGCUGCUUAACGUGCUGGGCGUACCGCUGCGUCGCCAGGUCCUCACGAAGGCGUGUCUCAGCGCCGCGGCCUCUCUCACCUUCCUUCUAGAUCUCUUCUUUAUCCCAAUCAUUAUUUCGAAUCCUCGGAGAUCCACGAAUAUAUCCAGUAUUUCUCCAAUGAGUGAAAGAAGUUUUGCCAAUGUUUGCUGAGUAAUAAAUGGGAAAAUUUGUUUAACAUAAUAUGUAUCUAUAUAAGUUUCAAGAAUUUUAUAUUGUUUUCUCUAACUAGUAGAAAAAAACAUAUUUAUGUUAGACAUCUCUCGUGAUUACAUGAAAAAAGUACCUAAUUUAUCACUAGGUGCCUAAUAUGUUACUGGGUCAAGAACAUGUUAUCUAUUUAGUAUAAUUCCACUGAACCAAGAAGUUAUAUACAAUAUUUUAAUGACCUUCACGUGGGCGCUAUGCCUACAAUGCUCGCGGCUACUAGAUUACUUACAGGAUGUUCCGAAAUGAUAUUUAAUGGUUUAUCUAGGUGAAUUAUGUAAUUUUAUUUUUUUAUUGUUAAGGGGAAGUAGCUCUACACGUGUGUUCAAUUAAUGUCGUUAUUGUAGCCAUGGAAACAAAACUAACAUAAUAAUCGGUGUAUGAAACGCGUAACGUCCAAUAGGUAUGUCGCGUUGGCUCAAAAUAACAGGAACUUUAAGAAACAAGGUUUCUGUAUUUAUUUAAUAUUUUAUUAGACUAGAUUCGUACAUCAUAGGUACACAAAUAUAUCAAAAAUUUAAAUCUAACGUUGGUUACCAAACGGGAGGUAUGAAACUGGUAAUUCAUAAAAUUUUAAGUAGUUAUAAGACGUUGUUUUAACGUUCUGUCGAAACGAUUAUUAAAAACAAUAUUUAAUUAUGUUUAUUACUAAUACAAGUGUUGAUAUUAUA
This is a messenger RNA of Leptidea sinapis, 1555 nucleotides long. RefSeq lists its product as uncharacterized. The record is from RefSeq and is a predicted model, not a curated record. The coding region runs from base 273 to 830 and encodes 185 amino acids. Lineage: Eukaryota; Metazoa; Arthropoda; Insecta; Lepidoptera; Pieridae. The transcript is spliced from 2 exons.